Symbiodinium pilosum is the source of this 927-nucleotide messenger RNA. Lineage: Eukaryota; Dinophyceae; Suessiales; Symbiodiniaceae. The record is from the annotation of a GenBank genome assembly.
AUGCUGGACUGCAUGCUAGGUUCGUUGCUGAAUGUGAUUUGGUGCGUCAUCAUGCUGAUCUUCGUGAUGUACGUCUUUGCGCUCUUUGUCCAGCAGCUUCUGGCCUCGUACCUUGUGGAGGAUGGAGGACGGGAGAGUCCUGAGACUGUCGCGGAGAUCUACAGGUUCUUCGGCUCUGUGGGUAUGACCGUAAUCACCCUCUUCCAAGCGAGCACGAACGGCGUGGACUGGAGGGAUCCCUACCUGGUACUGGCAAUCUCAGGGCCAGUGUUGCCUGCUGCCUUCAUGUGCUACGUGGCCUUCGUCUUCAUCUCCGUUUGGAAUAUCAUCACCAGUACAUUUGUGGAGAAGGCCCUCAAGCUGGCACAGCCAGAUAUCGAUCUCCUCGUCAUGGAGCAGCAGCUUCAAGACUAUGAGGACACGCAGAUGCUGGCACAGCUCUUUGCCCACAUGCUGCACACGGAUGAGGACGGUUUGCAGCGCGUUGGGUUGGAGGAGUUCCGGCACCUGGUUGAGAACAGCGAGUUCCGCUCCUAUUUGCAGACCAGGGGAAUUGACAUCAAGAACGCCGAGACCUUUUUCAAGAUGCUGGUGGAGCUGCAUGGGGAGCCCACCAUUGAUGCCAUCACUUUUGCAAAUGCUUGUGUGCGCAUGAAAGGUGCUGCAACAAGCAUCGACCUGCAGACGGUCAUGUACACUACGCACCUGAUGAACAAGGAGCAGCGACGCGCUUUCCAGUUUAUGUACAGCCGCUUGAAAUCAAUCGAGUCAAUGCUCCGAGAGAAACCUGAUGAAUUUGACUGGCCGGAAGGGGCCUCCUUCCAGUCUCCAAAGAGCCAGCCGAACCUGAGCCGAGAAUGGUCCCGGUCCAGCCCUUUGAGCCCCUUGUCCCGGGGUCUGGAGAAGCUGUCAGCGGCCGAGCACUGA